This is a messenger RNA of Salvia splendens (bonfire salvia), 654 nucleotides long. RefSeq lists its product as uncharacterized. Lineage: Eukaryota; Viridiplantae; Streptophyta; Magnoliopsida; Lamiales; Lamiaceae. Gene Ontology annotation, biological process: DNA integration. Gene Ontology annotation, molecular function: nucleic acid binding. The transcript has a single exon. Bases 1 to 654 code for a protein of 217 amino acids. The record is from RefSeq and is a predicted model, not a curated record.
AUGAAGAGGUAUGGGGUUCAGUGCAGACUGUCUAGCCCCUACCACCCGCAAAGCAACGGUCAUGCUGAAAUCCCUACCCGAGAGAUAAAGAGCAUCCUAGAAAAAAGAGUCAACCCUUCUAGGAAGAACUGGAGUGCAAGGUUGGAAAAUGCUCUGUGGGCAUACAUGACAGCCUACAACACACUGAUAGGAAUGUCCCCCUACCGCAUCAUUUUCGGGAAGAAGUGUCAUUUGCCAGUAGGGAUUGAACACCGAGUGUACUGGGCAGUGCAACAAGUUAACAUGGAUGCUAGAGCCUGUGAGGAGGAAAGGAAGUUGCAGCUACAGGAGGUGGAGGAACUCAGGUUGGAGUCGUUUGAAACAACAAAAUUAUGGCACGACAAAAAUCUAAGGACCAAAGAUCUCCAAGUUGGCCAGAAAGUACUACUCUUUCAAUCGCGAUUGAAGCAAAUGUCUAGGAAGCUCAAAUCAAAAUGGACGGGACCAUACAUCAAAACUGCCCUUCGUUCUAAUGGAGCAGUGAAAAUUUCAGGGAGUACCCCUAACUUUGAACCUUUAAUAGUAAAUGGACAUAGGCUGAAGGUGUUUAGGGACAACGCGGAGGUAUGUGUAGUGGAAGAAAUUCCACUACACGCACACCUUGAUGUCGCCUAA